UAAGAUAUUUUAUUUCAUAAUCAUGAAAUCUAAGAUAAAGUAAUACCACCAGUGUCGUACUUUAAGACUCAUGUGAACUUUGAAAUAAGUAUCGAGACAGACGAACUCUUGUUUGUGUUAGUGACAUUUCUUCAAGUUGUUAAAAUUUAUCCUUUGUACAGUAGUUUGAUAAAGAUCCAAGAUGGUGUUAGCCGACUUAGGCCGGAAGAUCACUUCGGCCUUGAAAUCUCUCAACAAUGCUACAAUUAUUAAUGAAGAUGUAUUGAACGAUCUUCUCAAGGAAAUUUGUGCAGCAUUACUGGAGUCAGAUGUAAAUAUUAUGCUUGUAAAGACUCUCAGGGAAAAUGUCAAGAAAGCAAUUGAUUUCAAUGAGAUGGCUGGUGGGUUGAACAAGAGAAGGAUGAUUCAGAUGACUGUCUUUAAGGAACUUGUGAAGUUAGUUGAUCCAGGUGUGAAGUCAUAUCAGCCAGUUAAAGGACGACCCAAUGUCAUCAUGUUUGUUGGUCUGCAGGGUUCAGGUAAAACCACAACAUGCACAAAGCUAGCCUAUUACUACAUGAGGAAAGGUUGGAAAACAUGUAUGGUGUGUGCAGAUACUUUCCGAGCUGGUGCCUAUGAUCAGGUGAAACAGAAUUGUACUAAAGCACGUAUUCCUUUUUAUGGCAGUUACACUGAGGUUGACCCUGUUGUGAUAGCAGUUGAUGGUGUGGAGAAAUUCAAGGAAGAAGGUUUUGAAGUUAUCAUUAUUGAUACUUCAGGAAGACACAAACAAGAGGAUUCUUUGUUUGAGGAAAUGUUGCAAAUCUCCAAUGCUUGUAGACCACACAAUAUUAUCUUCGUCAUGGAUGCUAGUAUUGGUCAGGCUUGUGAGUCCCAAGCAAAAGCAUUCAAGGAAAAAGUAGAUGUAGGGUCUGUAAUUAUCACAAAGUUGGAUGGCCAUGCAAAAGGUGGUGGAGCACUUUCAGCAGUAGCGGCAACGAGGUCUCCUAUUAUUUUUAUUGGUACUGGUGAACACAUUGACAAUUUUGAAGAAUUCAAAACUAAACCUUUCAUAUCAAAAUUGUUGGGCAUGGGCGAUAUAGAAGGUCUCAUUGAAAAGGUAAACGACUUGAAACUUGAAGACAAUGAAGCUCUUAUCAAGAAAUUGCAGCAUGGCCAUUUCACGCUGCGAGACAUGUACGAACAGUUUCAGAAUGUAAGAAAAAUGGGUCCCAUGUCACAAAUUAUGGGUAUGCUUCCUGGUUUCAGCACAGACUUCCUUACAAAAGGUGGUGAGCAAGAAAGCAUGGCACGACUUAAGAGGCUCAUGACAAUUAUGGACAGCAUGACGGAUAAGGAGCUAGAUAGUUUGGAUGGAAACAAGUUAUUCCAGAAGGAGCCAGGAAGAAUAUCACGCAUAGCCAGAGGUGCUGGCGUCAUGGAGGUUGAAGUUAAGGAUCUACUGAACCAGUAUGCUAAAUUUGCCGGGAUGGUUAAGAAAAUGGGAGGCAUGAAAGGACUAUUUAAAGGAGGAGACAUGUCCAAGAAUGUUAACCAGAUGCAGAUGAAUCAACUUAACCAGCAGAUGGCAAAGAUGAUGGAUCCUAGGGUAUUGCAACAAAUGGGUGGCUUCAAAGGAUUAGAGAGUAUGAUGAAGCAGCUACAGCAAGGUGGUGGUCCUAUGGGAAUGGGGAAAAAUGCUUUCAAAUAGCAUUAAGAGGGUUUACUGUCUUCUUUCAGGUCUGUUGUUAGGUAGAUUUAAUAUUUUAUACAAUUUUUUGAAACUGUUGGGAAUGUACUAUGUCUUCAUGAAUUGUUGUGAUAAGACAAGGUUUUCACUCCUGAGUACAUAGUGGGUUUUAUCAUUUUCUCCACUCAUACACUUAUUCCUACAUAUGCCGCAGAAGGGCAAAUUUUUAAAGUGCCAAUAUAUGUAGUGCUCUUUUGAACAUACGUAGUUUGUUCUGUUUUUUUCUUUUUUUUUUGUCAAGUUUAUAAAAAUAAGUCUUGAAUCCUGCUUUUACUUUAAUGUAAUCCUUUUUAGUUGUCUUUAUAUUAAAUUAUGGUGUCAACUUGAGAAAACAAACAGCAUUAAUUUUUUAUAACUGAGCUCACUUUGCAGUUAAGCAAAAUAUUAAAGCUGAUGUAGGUACUGUAGCAAAACCAGUAAGGUAGCAAUAAAAAAAAGAUACAGGUACAUAAUCCUUUACCCAAAAUCGUUGGGGGCAGAUGCGUUUCGUCUUCUGGAAUUUUUCGGAUUUCAGAACUGUGGGAUUAGGAGCAUAAUCAAUUAUCACUACUGCACCAAAAGCGUUUUUUUUUUUCCUCUCUCUCUCUCUCUCUCUCUCUCUCCCCUUUUUUCAUGUUUUUUUUCCAUUAUAGCUAUUCAUUAUACUUUGUUCAUAUAAAUAUACUGUUAAAUGAAUGUGAGAUAAUUAACAUCGUUAAUAAUAAAAUAUUGGGACCAUGAAGACAUCGUUAAUAAUAAAAUAUUGGGACCAUGAAGACCAUAUGUUCACUAACACAUUGCAUAUUUUCAGUAAAAACAUUCAGUAAAACGCAAAUACAGUGCUCCCCCCAUAUUCGGGGGGGAUGGGUACCAGACCCCCCCGUUGAAUAGCUAGAACCCACGAACAGUUGGAACCCCUUUAAUAAAAAUGCUUGAAACUGCCUAUUUUGUUAGUUAAAACUCAAGAAAAAUCAACUUUAAAUUUUUAUACUUGGUUUUUUAAUACUUUUAUCACAAAAAGUUCAUUUUAUGAUGAAAUUGAUAAAAAAAACAGGAAUUUGUGGAUAUUUCUCAUAGAAAAAUACCAUGAAUAGGCAAAUUGCUUCUCAAUAAUGGGUAGAUAUGGUCCAGAGAGAAAUCCGCGAAUGCGUGAGUCCGCGAAUCUGGAGAACGCGAAUACAGGGCCCCACUGUAAUACAUAUUUGAUUGUUACCAUGAUUGUGGUUAUUUGAUUGUUGAUGGCAAAAAGUACUCAACAGUUUGCUUUGUGUAAUUAUUUCUUCUUGUAAACAAGAAUUUUACAAUUCUAAUUUUAUUAUAGAGGGUUGUUUUUUAUUUUCACAAGUUUUCAUGAGUUUGCGGUCGUACAUUUGAUCACUACAACACACUGUGUGGGAUUUUUCAUACUGCUAUAUUAAAGUUAAAAUUAUUUUUAAAUUCUAGUUCUCAAGAAGUAAUUAUAUAAAGAAAAUUAUUGAGUAAUUUUUUCCAUCAGCAGGCAAAUAAUCAUGAUCAUUGUAACAUUCAAAUUUAGUGCCGUCACAACAUGUCUAUUAAUAGAACAGAAGUAGAGGGUAGUCGUUGGAUAAUGGAGCUCUAUGGCAACCAGCCAGCUAGUCAGGUUUUAGCUGUCUACUGUCUGAAAAAGAACAUUUUGCUCAUAUGAAGUUAACGAUGUCAUAUCUACUGUGUUUUCAAUACAUUAUGUACAUAGCUUUUUAAUGGUGUAUUUUCUGCAACAGAAUUUUUUUUUUUUUUUUUUUUUUUG
Molecule: messenger RNA, 3476 nt
Organism: Macrobrachium nipponense
Lineage: Eukaryota; Metazoa; Arthropoda; Malacostraca; Decapoda; Palaemonidae
Gene: Srp54k
Product: signal recognition particle subunit SRP54-like
Exons: 11
Coding region: 182-1690 (502 amino acids)
Biological process (GO): SRP-dependent cotranslational protein targeting to membrane; SRP-dependent cotranslational protein targeting to membrane, translocation
Cellular component (GO): signal recognition particle, endoplasmic reticulum targeting; cytosol
Molecular function (GO): endoplasmic reticulum signal sequence receptor activity; GTPase activity; 7S RNA binding
Source: RefSeq, a predicted model, not a curated record